Molecule: messenger RNA, 626 nt
Organism: Drosophila sulfurigaster albostrigata
Lineage: Eukaryota; Metazoa; Arthropoda; Insecta; Diptera; Drosophilidae
Gene: Bet1
Product: BET1 homolog
Exons: 2
Coding region: 245-592 (115 amino acids)
Biological process (GO): vesicle fusion with Golgi apparatus; endoplasmic reticulum to Golgi vesicle-mediated transport
Cellular component (GO): Golgi trans cisterna; SNARE complex
Molecular function (GO): SNAP receptor activity
Source: RefSeq, a predicted model, not a curated record
UAUGAACUAGAUCAUAAGCGAACUAUAUGACUCGAUUAAUAAACACAAAUUUAACAACAAUUGUUAUUACAUAUUUCGCUUAAUUUUUUAAUUAAAUCUAAAAACGAGUCAGUCAAUUAAGCAUUGUAUGGCAUAGAGGGCAACUCUAAAACAUUAUUCACGCAUAACAACAAAGACAAACAGCUGUUUUCUCUUUUCGGAUUGCAGCGAAAUUCCGGCAAAACUGGCUCACAACAGCAGUAGCAUGCGGCGCAACAAUUAUCCCUACCAGCCGCUCAAUCAACAGCCAGCAGCGCCAAGUGGACACGAUGCCUUGGAAGCGGAAAACGAACGAGCUGCUGAGGAGCUGCAACAGAAGAUUGGCGCCCUGAAGUCGCUGACCAUUGAUAUUGGGAAUGAGGUACGGUAUCAGGAUAAACUGUUGCGCGGCAUUGACGAUGACAUGGAUCGUACCGGCGGUUUCCUCGGCAACACAAUGACGCGAGUAGUGCGUCUGGCCAAACAGGGUGGGGGAUCCAAGCAAAUGUGUUACAUGUUCCUCUUUGUGCUCUUUGUGUUUGUGCUGCUCUGGCUGACGCUGAAGUUUAAAUAGUGUUUGAUUCAAAUAUACAUAUAUCUAUAUUAUA